This is a messenger RNA of Lycium ferocissimum, 2428 nucleotides long. RefSeq lists its product as uncharacterized. The record is from RefSeq and is a predicted model, not a curated record. Lineage: Eukaryota; Viridiplantae; Streptophyta; Magnoliopsida; Solanales; Solanaceae. Gene Ontology annotation, molecular function: protein binding. Bases 194 to 2335 code for a protein of 713 amino acids. The transcript has 8 exons.
UUGUUCCUCAAAAUUCAAAGUUUAAUCCAAAUUUAGAGAGAAGAAAAAAUAUAUGAAAUAGAGAGAACAUUUUCUUCAUAACUCAUAUUUGUUCUAAUUUUAUUCUUAGGUAUUGUUUUGACUUUGUCCAAUUUUUUGUGCUCAGUCUUGAUGGCAGUUCAGGGAUUAGUUUUGUAGUUUUUGAGUUUAAAGAAUGAUGGGGAGUUGUAGUGAGUCUGAAGAAGAAUGUUUCUUUGAUAGCCGUGAAGAGAUCACUUCCGUUUCUGAUUUUGGUUCUGAUUGCAACGAGGCGUCCACUUGUAAUCGGGGUGACGAUUGUGUUUUAGGAUAUGAGUUUUGGAAUAAGGAUCCGGAAAGUGUUGAUGAACGUCGUGAUCGAUUUUUGAAAUGGAUAGGUGAUGUAACUACCGGUGACAGCAAGAUGGGCGUUGAUAGAAUUAGGGAUAGUGGCGAGACUGUGCUGGCAAAUUCAGAUUCUCGAGACAGUUGUUUCUCGGGUCGUUCUUCUCAAUCUUUCGAGUCUAAUGAAGCUUUGGAAUUAGAUGAGGCUGAUGCAGGAGAUGUGAGAUCGCAUUGGAAAAUUAGGAAUUUGGACAACGGAGUAGAGUUUGUUCUGGAUGAAUUUAGUCAGGAUGGUAUGCUUAGCCAAGUACGUGAAUUAGGUUCAAACAGGUUGUUCUCUGCUGAAGAGUUCCAGAAAACUCUUGGUCCGUCGCCUUUAGUUCAGAAAUAUCUGCGGAGAGUGCCGGAUAAAAUUGAUACAGUUAAUGAUGCUAAGAAAAAAACUAAAAAAAGUUGGCUUCAAAAGCUAACUGUUGCGACCCAUAAUAAGGUGAAGUCAAUGGGGGACAAAGUGAAGGGGAAGGAGUCCGAUUUAAAGCCAGGAACUAACAUUCGUAGAGUUGGGGUCCACACUAGUGGUAAGGAGUCGAAAGAACUAUCCUCACUUUACACAGGGCAAGAGUUUCUAGCACACGAGGGCUCGAUUUCAACAAUGAAGUUUAGUCCCUGUGGCCAGUAUUUAGCAAGUGCUGGCAAAGAUGGCACGGUUCGCAUUUGGAGGGUGAUUGCAGAUGAAAUUCCAAACAACCUAAAUAAUGCACAUGAUAGUGACUCCUCUUGUUUAUACUUCUCACUGACUCAUACGUCAAAAUUAGCUUCUCUGAACAACAACAAAGAGAAAAUUUGUGGGUCAAAAAUGAUGAGGAAGUCAUCAGAAUCAGUUUGUGUCGUGCUCCCACCGAAGAUUUUCCGGAUAUUGGAGAAUCCAUUGCAUGAGUUCCAUGGACACAGGGGUGAGGUCUUGGCCCUUUCAUGGUCCAGAAAUGGGUAUCUGCUGUCAUCUUCAGUUGAUAAAACAGCUCGUCUCUGGCAAGUGGGGCAAGAUCAAUGCCUUGGUGUUUAUUCACAUAAUAACUAUGUGACUUGUGUAGAAUUCAAUCCAACGGAUGAUAACUUUUUCAUUAGCGGUUCAAUAGAUGGGAAAAUACGUCUCUGGGAGGUUCAUGGUUGCCGAGUAAUUGAUUGGACUGAUGUAAAAGAAAUAGUGACUGCUGUUUGCUAUUGUCCUGAUGGAAAGGGGGGCGUUGUGGGAUCAAUGGACGGCAAUUGUCGUUUUUAUGAUGUAGUAGGUAAUCAAUUGCAGAUGGGCUCACAAGUAUGCCUUCAAGGAAAGAAGAAGCUUGCUCGCAAGAGAAUCACCGGAUUUCAGUACUGUCCGAAUGACUCGAGCAAAGUCAUGGUAACUACUGCUGACUCACAAGUUAGAAUACUUUGUGUAUCUAAUAUUAUCUGCAAAUUCAAAGGAAUUCGAGAUUCGGGGAGCCAAUUUCCUGCAUCUUUCACCUCGGAUGGGAAACACAUUCUCGCAGUUAGCGAGGAUUCAAAUGUUCAUAUAUGGAACUACACUGACCAGGGCCGUACAACAACAAACAAACCAAAAAAAGUCCGGUCAUCAGAGAGUUUCUUUUCCAACGAUGCAUCAGUUGCUAUACCUUGGGCCGGCUUCAACACGAAUCCAGGAACACUACCUAGAAGUGUUUUAGAAAAUGGGAAUGUCAACGCACCAAAGACUUCAGACUGUUUCUCCCUGGGGCGUGCAUUAUUCAUCGACUCUCUAUCUAAGGGCUCUGCCACAUGGCCAGAAGAGAAACUGCUUAAUUCUUCCAGUGUAACCGUUUUCCCCUCGGUAUGUAAGUCAGAGUACAAGUUCUUGAAAAGUGCUUGGCAAGGUGCAUUAAGCUCUCCUCAUUUGUGGGGUCUUGUGGUUGUCACUGCUGGAUGGGAUGGAUGUAUUAGAACAUUUCUCAAUUAUGGCUUACCAAUUCGUUUUUGAAAUAUGUCUUUGUAAAUUUUAAAUUAUGAUCAAAUUCUUUGCUUUGUGACCAAACUGGUUCAAAGGGGAGGAGAUCCUACUGUUUAUAGGUUA